Drosophila persimilis is the source of this 1330-nucleotide messenger RNA. RefSeq names its product ras-related protein Rac1 (gene Rac1). Gene Ontology annotation, molecular function: GTP binding; GTPase activity; protein kinase binding. The record is from RefSeq and is a predicted model, not a curated record. Gene Ontology annotation, biological process: regulation of cell shape; establishment or maintenance of cell polarity; small GTPase-mediated signal transduction. The transcript has a single exon. The coding region runs from base 291 to 869 and encodes 192 amino acids. Gene Ontology annotation, cellular component: plasma membrane; cell cortex; cytoplasmic vesicle. NCBI's taxonomy places the organism in Eukaryota, Metazoa, Arthropoda, Insecta, Diptera, Drosophilidae.
AAUUAAUUUUUUUGAUGAAAUUGGGAAAUUAAACGCACAAAACGUGAACAAAAGCAAUCCCAGCGAAAGGCGCGAUUACCACGCGUCGAGAGGACCAAACGGCACAUAAAACAAGUGGUGAUAUAUACGCAUUUCGGCUGUCGCAAGCAACAGCCCUCGCCCAAAAACGCCAACCAGCAGCAGCCACCAUACCACACCCCCCCCCGCACUGCGCCGCACAAUCAGCAGCCGCACACACAAAGCACUCCAGCCGCAGCAGCCACAGAAAAUAGUAAAGUAACGCAACAAAUAUGCAGGCGAUUAAGUGUGUCGUUGUGGGCGACGGAGCCGUGGGUAAGACCUGCUUGCUGAUCAGCUACACGACAAAUGCGUUUCCCGGCGAGUACAUACCCACCGUGUUCGACAACUACUCGGCCAAUGUGAUGGUCGAUGCCAAGCCCAUUAAUUUGGGAUUGUGGGAUACGGCCGGGCAGGAGGACUACGACCGCCUGCGUCCGCUGUCCUAUCCACAGACAGAUGUCUUCCUCAUUUGCUUCUCGCUGGUGAAUCCGGCCUCGUUCGAGAACGUGCGCGCAAAGUGGUAUCCGGAGGUGCGGCACCACUGCCCCAGCACACCCAUCAUUCUGGUGGGCACCAAGCUGGAUUUGCGCGACGACAAGAACACCAUCGAGAAGCUGCGCGACAAGAAGCUGGCACCCAUCACCUAUCCCCAGGGCCUGGCCAUGGCUAAGGAGAUUGGCGCCGUCAAAUAUCUGGAGUGCUCGGCGCUAACGCAAAAGGGACUGAAGACGGUGUUCGAUGAGGCUAUCAGAUCGGUGCUCUGCCCAGUGCUGCAGCCCAAGUCCAAGCGCAAGUGCGCCCUGCUCUAAAAGAAGGAUCCCAGCAGGAGCAGGAGCAGUACAGAUGGAGGAGCCCAGAGCAAGUGAAGAAGCAAAAACACCCACGAAGCAUUACACACACACACACACACACACGAACUUCUCUUUAAACGUAAUAUUAUUAACUAUAAAACAAUUAUGUAACCGAGGCAUUGGCCAUCCGUCGUCGGAUGUGGUCCAUCCUUCUUGGUUACAAUUUUGCCACUAAUUUCGGGGGAACCCCAAACGUUCCCAGCCACAACUUCUUGCUUCUGUUUCGCUUACGUUACCGUUUCCAUGUUCGUUUCCGUUUAAAUUUCGUUUCCGUGUUUUUUUUUUUCUAAAUAUAAUUCAAAUCUAUAAUCCUGUUUCUAUUGGUAGUUUUCUCCAUGUGCAUUAAAUCGAACUAAAAGUUAUCGCCAGAUUGCGAGAUAUUUCUAAACGAAAGAAAAAACCAAUGGAAAAAUCUGUAA